Messenger RNA from Colletotrichum spaethianum, 1107 nucleotides. RefSeq lists its product as uncharacterized. The transcript has 2 exons. Bases 1 to 1107 code for a protein of 368 amino acids. Gene Ontology annotation, molecular function: oxidoreductase activity, acting on NAD(P)H. The record is from RefSeq and is a predicted model, not a curated record. Lineage: Eukaryota; Fungi; Ascomycota; Sordariomycetes; Glomerellales; Glomerellaceae.
AUGGUUAACAUCCCAAAGACGCACAAGGCCGUAGCCACGCCCGCCAAGCGCGCGCCUCUCAUCCUCAUCGACCGUGAGACCAAGCUUCCCGGCGAGGGCGAGGUCCUCAUCCAGAACCAGUGGACUGCCUCGAGCCCCCUGGACCUCCACCGUGCUGACGGCGGCCUCCUCUGCAAUCACCCGGAAGUCAUGGGCAGCGGCGCGGCAGGCACCGUCGUCGCCGUUGGACCGGGUGUGGAUCGCCUCAAGGCAGGCGAUCAGAUCUUCACCUUUGCGUUCCACGACUUUAGCGAACGUGCCCACCAGGAUUUCGCAACCGUGCCGGAGUAUCUGGUCUCCAAGCUGCCGCCUAACAUUACGCCUCAAGAGGCCGUGACGGUGCCGACGAACCUAAUCACGGUGUUCCACGCUGCGACGGCGGACCUGGGGUUGGAGUUGCCGUGGCCGAGGCCGGAGGGCUGGGAGCCCAAGCAGAAGGACGAUGCGGUGCUAGUCUGGGGUGCGGCGAGCAGUGUGGGCGAGUAUGCUGUGCAGGUGUUGCGACAUUGGGGGUACCGGAACGUGUUGGCCGUGGCGAGCGAGAAGCACCAUGCUUACCUCAAGGAGAUUGGUGCCAAGGAGACGUUCAGUUACCGUGACGCUGACGUCGUGGACAAGAUUCUAAAGUUUGUCGGCGAGGAGGGCGUGCCAUUUGUGCUGGAUUGCAUCGGCUCCGUCGAAGGCACGCUGAGGCCGUUGACGAAGAUUGCGCGCAAGGGGACAAAGGUCGCCAUCAUGCUUCCGGUCAUCAUCCGGGAUGCGACGGAAGAGGUCGAGCCCGAGUAUGAGAUGGAUGUGAACCGGGUCCUCGUCGGCGAGUGGGCUGAUGGCGUCGAGCUGCGCGGAGUGAGAACGCAUUUCUACCUGGCGAACGAGUUCUUCAAGGAGAAGAUGCAGAGGGAGAUUGUGCCCACGCUCCUGGAGCAAGGCAUCAUCAAACCGAACAAGCAGAAGAUCGUCGAGGGUGCCACGAUGCUCGAGCGGGCACAAAAAGCGAUUGAGUUGCUGAGGAAGAAGGACCCCAGCGGCGAGCGUCUUGUGUGGAAGGUGUCGGAUCUGAAGCUGUAA